AUGCUUAACCCAGUAAAGAGCCGGGCAUCUAUCCCAAGAAGAAUGUCAGUCGAAGAAAUCGCUGGAAUCAUUGACAAAUGCUUGGACGAAUCCGCCAACAAGCAACGAAGCUCUGUUUUCAGCCGAGAAACAAUUUCGCGAGAUCAAAUCAUGAGGUCUGCUGAAGACUUGGCGAAAAUCAUCAAUGGAGCACUCGAAAGUGAUAAUGAUAUGAAAGCAAUGUCUUAUGAUGAUCUCGCUCGAUUUUUGAUGGCUUCCUGCUCCACCGACAAUAUUAUUUUUGAUGAUGAUGAACAGCAGGACCCUCUUCAAGAAGACGAUCUUGACAUUUGGCGAGGACUUCCUCAGCAGAAGCUCUCUACUUCUCAAGUUCCCGCUGUUGUUACGGAUUUUAAAGAGAAAUUGAUCAAUGACCAUUUAUCUCAGGUCUGUUCUGCUAUUUCUGAGCUCUCAUCGACUCUUGGAGAUCUUGAAACUACUUUUACAAAAAAAAUGGAGCAGUUCAUCAUCGAGCGACCUGAAGUUUCCAACCAUGUCAGCACCUUGAAGGCGGAUCUCUCCGACAUGAUUCAGGCCCUCUCUGGCACUUUGAGUAACGUCCCCAACCCUGAUGAGAAAGAAGUUGAAGCUGCUAUUGAAAAUGAGCUUCACAACUGGGAGACUCGUCGAAUCAAGGAGGAGUUUAUCAGAGAGGAGCGACACCAAGUGGAGCAGCUCAACAAGCAGAAGAAGCGCCAAAAAGAGCUUGAAGAAAGCCGAAGCGACGAAAUAGAGAGCAUGGACGAGAGACCAAGCGUUGCCCUUCCACCAACCGCUGCUGGCCGAAAGUCCGAAGUCGGCGACAAGAGAAAGUCCGUUCGUCGAUCGCGAGCUGAGGGGCGCACUUCUACAACUGAAAGAUCUGGCUCAAUUAUUCGCCGGAGAAAGACCUCUACUGGACGACGAGUUGGCUCUUCUAUCAGACUCAAGAUUCCUGAUGACAAAGUCGAUGCGGAAGAAAAGACUCCAGACGGACCCGUUACUAACGAGCAGUAUCUCCUCGCUGCUGUCGAGAACCGACCAAAGACUAUUCAGAAGUUUAUUGAGCAAGGCGGCUCUGUUAAUACUGUCGAUGAGUGCAAACGAUCAGCACUUCAUCGAGCUGCUCUUUAUGGAAGCAUGGAUUGCGUGACUCUCCUUUCCAGAAACAAAGUCAAAAUGAACUUGCAAGACAAGCUCGGAGAUACUGCUCUUCACUGGGCUUGCCGCGGAGGUGACCUGCAAAUCGUCAAAUACCUUGUCGACAACGGUGCCAAAGUCAACGCAAAAGAUAAGGUAAGAACUAGGGCUAUCGGAAGUUUAAAAAGCCAAUUAAACUUUUUAGCUUUUUCGACUCCUCUUCACGUCGCUGUCCGAGUAGGUGUUCAGGAAAUCAUCGAGUUCCUCUGUGAACACGGAGCUGAUAUCAAUGCAAAGGAUAGAGAAGGUGACACUCCAAUGCACGAUGCUGUCCGACUUGGCCGAUACCGAAUCGUCAAAUCUUUGAUUCUCUACGGUGCGAACCUGCGAGUGAAGAAUCAGCAAGGAAAGACCCCUGUCGACAUGGUUCAGCUUUGGUACAAAGAUACUGCACAGGCUCUCUCCGGAAACAACGAAGCCAGAAAGAAAAACUCCGUUGCUGUAAAAAUGACCGACCUGAUCAACGAGCAGCUCGCCGCCGGCCAGUGA
Oikopleura dioica is the source of this 1707-nucleotide messenger RNA. NCBI's taxonomy places the organism in Eukaryota, Metazoa, Chordata, Appendicularia, Copelata, Oikopleuridae. The record is from the annotation of a GenBank genome assembly.